Messenger RNA from Plasmodium relictum, 606 nucleotides. It is a transcript of the gene ETRAMP, whose product is annotated as early transcribed membrane protein. The transcript has a single exon. Lineage: Eukaryota; Apicomplexa; Aconoidasida; Haemosporida; Plasmodiidae. Bases 1 to 606 code for a protein of 201 amino acids. The record is from RefSeq and is a predicted model, not a curated record.
AUGAAGACUGCAAAAAUAUUCUUUUUUUUUAUUUUUUUAUUAUUUAUCAAUUUAUUAUUACCAUGUUUAUGUAAUGACUUAGGCAUAGCUAACAAUAUAGAUUCAUUAGAAAAAAUUAAGAAAGAAAUGCAAAAGAAAAAAAAAAUUAGAAAUGGAGUGAUUAUAGGUAUAGGUACAGUUUUAACAGGGUUAUUAUUUACAUUAGCUAUAGGAUUAGGAAUAAGAUGUAAUCAAAAUAUGAAAUGUUGUGUUCCAAGGAAGGAAAAAAAAACAUACACUGAAAAAUCAAAUGAACCACGUACUAAUUCAGAAGGCACAAAUAUACGUUCAAGAGGUUCUACGGAUUUUAAGUGGAAAUUUGAUUAUCCUGAAGCAACUUAUAAAGAGUUGAAAAAGUUUACAUUUCAAAAAUUGAAAAAUAAAAUUAACGAUCCAUAUUCAGAUUUUAAUUCUUUUUUAAUAGAUGAUUACGUUAGAGAUAUAUUUCAAAAAAAUGAUAUAUACAUUUCUAGUCAUCAAUUGAAUGAUUUAGCAAGAGAGGCACGUUUAUUAUAUAAUAGAACAGGACAUUUUUAUUGGACAGAUUAUGGUUUUUGGGGACCAUAA